This is a messenger RNA of Iphiclides podalirius (scarce swallowtail), 792 nucleotides long. Lineage: Eukaryota; Metazoa; Arthropoda; Insecta; Lepidoptera; Papilionidae. The record is from the annotation of a GenBank genome assembly.
AUGACCUCACUGUUGACGUCGAUGUCCGAAGUGGUGGUCAUACUCAGGAGUGACGUGCUGGACAUAGCGCGCGUGUUGGAGUCCUGGUGGCGGGGCUUGGUGCUGCUUGCACGUUUGCUGAUCUACUUUUGUUGCUUAAUCCACCAGGCUUUGUUUGAGUUAAAGGCACCUGUGGCGGUCAUGAUGGCACCCAGCGUGUUCCAGAGAACCAAGUCUCCGCGCUCCUCGCCUGGCAACCAGCCUAGAAAAUUACUGAACGGCGCAGAAUCCGCCAGCCAGUCAGAGCAAGCCGCCGACUCCAGCCCGGGAAACUCCAUAUCCGACGCCGAGAACUUCGAGUGCUAUGGCGAAGCGGACGCUGACGCACCAGCCAAUACGUUAGAAAACGGGUCCAGAAGUCCGGCGAAUCCAUUAAACCGUCACUCAUGGACUAGGACGAGCCUCAGGAGGACUCCGCCCAGCCAUCAAGAGAACUUGCCGCAUCGGAGAUGGGGCUCGAUGAGACACUCGGGGAAGCGGCAAAUUGGAUCAAAUGUUUUGGCCAGCCAAUUGUACCGGUCGUCGUCUUUCAACUCGUCGGGCUGCGGCUCGGGCGGGGAACCUGCGGACGAUAUGUACUCUGAUGUCUCGCUAGAGGAAGACGUUCAAGGCCUAAAUUAUAAGGAAAGGGCUUUAAACAAUACGAUGUGCCGCUCCAUUAGAUAUCGCAGGACGACAGCAAUGGUGGCCGGAAACGUUCCGUCAGCCGCGGCCAACUUCCUGUCAGAUGCGUGCCUCUUUAUGAUAAAUGGC